UGACUGAGCUACUGCUGCUGUUGCUGUGAAGCCGGCAGCUCUUCACCUCCGCGCUCUAUCAGCAAGUCACUCCACCACAAGACGAGAGACUAAUUUGCCUGCAAAUGGCCCCCCGGUGGCUGAGCUGCAGUACUGCAGUGUUCCUGCUCCUGGUUCACAUCACCCCGGUCCUCACACAAUCCUGUGGGGGAACCCCGGGGAUCCCUGGGAUACCAGGCACCCAUGGGCCCAACGGCAUGGACGGUCCCAAGGGCGAGAAGGGCGACCCUGGUGAGGCAGGUCAGCCUAUCAGGGGCAAGAAAGGGCUGCCAGGUAUUUCUGGUCCUCCAGGACGGCCGGGGAUGAAGGGGGACGUGGGUCUCCCUGGGCCUCCUGGUAAUCCAGGCCGUAAAGGGGAUAAAGGAAGACCCUUUAACCCCUCCAACAACCAGAAAUCCUUCUUCUCCUACAAACGGAUAUCACACGCACCAGAGAUGGACACCCCCAUCUACUUCAGCGGGGAGACUUCGAGUGACCUGGAUGAACAGUUUCGAGGGGACCCGCUUACAAACGGGACGUUCACAUGCGUCACCAAAGGAAUUUAUUUCUUCAGUUAUCACGUUUCAGCAAGGAGCAGAGUGAGUUUGUUCUCAUAUUAAACUGAUCUAUGUAUC
Molecule: messenger RNA, 653 nt
Organism: Plectropomus leopardus (leopard coralgrouper)
Lineage: Eukaryota; Metazoa; Chordata; Actinopteri; Perciformes; Serranidae
Source: RefSeq, a predicted model, not a curated record